UUUUUUAAGUGCGAAAUGGCGGGGCGGUUGUUUGGGAAAUCGGAGGUGCAGCUGAGAGGGUCAACUGGAGGUUUGGUGGAAUCUGAAAUGGGGAUAGGAUCAAACUGCAUGUCGUCUGGCGGAACUGAAGCUGAUCUCCGGAAUCUCGAGCGGUUGGUGAACCAUUGGAUUUUGGAGUUUAACUUCCAUUGUGCAGUCCAGGCUUUUCGAGAUGGCGAGUACGAGGAAUUUUGCGCCAUUCUAAAUGUGAUUACGGCUGUCCUUAAUCGACCGUACAUCGAUACAGAGGAGAUUGGAAAGAAACUGCUCACAAUACAAUUUCUAACCAAAUUUGGGAAAGAUACUUUUCCACUGGAAUCUGUUUUAUCAAUUCUGGACCAAAUGAAAACAGAGUUAUCACUGGAUGAGGGUUUGUUCCAAGAGACCAGAGGAGCUUUGGUGCAGCAGGCUGUGGUUGAAUCUAUUAAGAAUAACCGUUUUCAAGAAGCAUCUAAGAUUUUGGAGCAACCUUGCAGUAAGGAUACUAUUGACCAGAAGUUGCUUUCAAAAAUCAUUAAAGAGAAAAAUUCAUCUCAUCCAGAUCUAGACCUCUUAUCAUACAGCACUUUGAAAAGGAGAAUGUUGUGCUUUGCAGAAACACUGAUUGGCAACUCGGAGCCAUUUCUUCUUCUCAGUGCAAAGAAAUCUACUUCGAGCACUGCAGAGACCCAAAAUGAAGAAGUGAGAUUGGUCUCUAAUCAAGCAGCCUGUCAGAACUCGCAGCCUUCUGAUGGGAAUAAAUGCUCAUCAAGUGCAGAGGAGAAAUGUUUUAUAUGUUCAAGCAGAGUAGAAGCUCAGCCUGGCCUCCCUUGCAGUUUCACAGCCCUGCAAACUGCAUUCUGUGUCCUUCAUAAAUCAACAGUGGAUCCAGUGACAUUGUUUAAAAAAUUGGAUAGGUUGGAUUUUCAACUGUGUGAAAAUAGUGAAAUGCAAAACAGGAUAAGAAGCACGAAGGAGAAAACUAAGGCAAAGGAGAUUCAACAAUUCAAAAAGCCAAAUGCAAAUUGCAUACAGGCUGUUUCUCGGUUUAUUAUCGAUCCUGACAGUCAGGAUGAGGUGGAAUGUGUUGAUACCACACCUGAUGACAGAAGAGAUAUCAAAAAUAACAGAGAGUGUCCCAUUAAGCUACGCAAUGGAAAUAGCACUUUAAAAGAAAUUGCAAGUCAAAAAAACAGCCAGAAAGCCAAGAGGCAAAGGUACUUGGAGAAUCCUAAUAUAGUUGGGAAUAAGGAAGACUGGAGUGAUGAAGAGCUUCUUUUUGAUGUACCUCGAAAGCUUUCAGUUCCGAAUGGAAGAACCUCACCAACAGAGAGUACUUUUUCAUUAUCAAGCAAACGUCAGAAAUGGACAGUUGAAGAAAGUGAAUGGAUUAAACAGGGUGUACAAAAGUUUGGAGCAGGAAACUGGCUGAAGAUCCUGAAGCAUUAUCCAUUUUGUGACCGCACUAGCGUCAUGGUUAAAGAUCGGUGGAGAACAAUGCAAAGGCUUGGAAUGACUUGAAAAAAAAUUUGCUUUUUAAGGAGUUUUUCUAUUUACCAUACAUAAACUGUAAAAAGCAUUGUUUUUUAUUAUAUGGGAAAAGUAAACUUUUGUAUUUAUUAUAAGAACGAAAAGAAGUAGAAUCUCUGUUUGGUUGCCUCCUUAUUUCAUGUGAGCAUGGUUUGUUGAAGAUAUUGUGUGCUUAGUCUGAACAUUAAUGCAAAUAUUUUCAUCCGUAAACCUCUGCAAGAUCUUACAACAGUACCAAUUAAGAAAAAUAGAAGUUUUAGGUUCCUUUCAGUGAAAUAUACCAGGAUGUUUUAAUUUUGUGAACCAGAUCUGACUUGUCAUACUUAAUGUAAAUGUGCUGAGUACUCUUGAUGUUUCAAGAUUCAUCAUCAGAUAAUAAAUCAAUUUUGUUAUAAUUUUUAGAGUUGUGAUCUUCUGCAGUUCUGCAUUAAAAAAAAGACUUUUGUUCUUCCGGAAAUCUUAAUAAAACCCUCCACCAUAA
Messenger RNA from Hypanus sabinus (Atlantic stingray), 2029 nucleotides. RefSeq names its product telomeric repeat binding factor a (gene terf2). Gene Ontology annotation, cellular component: chromosome, telomeric region; shelterin complex; nucleus. The record is from RefSeq and is a predicted model, not a curated record. The coding region runs from base 16 to 1539 and encodes 507 amino acids. The transcript has 10 exons. Gene Ontology annotation, molecular function: G-rich strand telomeric DNA binding; telomerase activity; double-stranded telomeric DNA binding. NCBI's taxonomy places the organism in Eukaryota, Metazoa, Chordata, Chondrichthyes, Myliobatiformes, Dasyatidae. Gene Ontology annotation, biological process: telomeric loop formation; telomeric D-loop disassembly; negative regulation of telomere maintenance via recombination.